AUGGACGAAGAAGGGUCGCGUUAUUCGUUGGUUGUUCGAAAUUUACAGGAGGUUGUCGGGGAUGCGGAGCUGCGGUCCUAUCUCAGUGGUGAAAAGGCCAUGGAGGUAUACUGGGGCACCGCGACUACAGGAAAACCGCACGUCGCCUACUUUGUGCCCAUUAUAAAGAUUGCUGAAAUGCUCCACGCUGGUCUCAAGGUGACAAUCCUCUUCGCCGAUCUGCACGCCUACUUGGACAACAUGAAGUCGCCAUGGCAUAUUUUGUACCAUCGAGCCACUUAUUAUGAGACCAUCAUCAAAGGCAUGUUGGAGGCUGUUGGUGUGCGCCUCGACCGACUUCACUUCAUCCGCGGUUCAGAAUAUGAGCUCUCGAGAGCCUACAGCGAGGACGUGUACAAGAUUUCAGCUGACACCAGCAUCCGUGACGCUCGCAAGGCAGGUGCUGAGGUUGUCAAGCAGGUCUCAAACCCUCUCGUGUCCGGUCUCCUCUACCCCUUGUUACAAGCCCUUGACGAGGAGUACCUGCACGUGGACGCUCAGUUCGGUGGUGUUGAUCAGCGCAAAAUUUUCAUGCUUUGUGAACGGAUUCUGCCCCGCCUUGGCUACAAAAAACGCGUCCACCUGAUGAACCCCAUGGUGCCCGGUCUAACGGGGGGCAAGAUGUCCGCGUCGGAGGCCGACUCAAAGAUUGACAUGCUCGAGUCCAGUGAAAGCGUGCGCCAGAAACUUGCCAAAGCCUCCUGUCCGCCUGGCCAAACCGCCAGUGACGGCAAUGGGGUGUUGGCCUUCGUGAAGUUUGUCAUCUUUCCCAUGGCCCACCUUUCCGCCUCCUCCACUGGCUUGAAGGUUGGCGAUCGCGUCUUCACCACGUACGAGGAGCUUGAAGCGGCCUACGUGGCCGGUGGCGACGCCGGCGUGUCCGCGGACGCGCUGAGGACCUGCGUCUUCGACCACCUCGACUCCCGGAUGGAGGUCGUGCGCAGGAAGUUUGCUCUGCCCCAAUUCGCCAGCCUCCCGAGCGACGCCUACCCCACCGACGACGACAAGACCCACGUCGAGGAGUCACGCAGCACCGCCUCGCUCACUGCUGCACACGACGACCGCAUGGCCAGCAUCAUUGCUCGGCUCGCUACGACCGAGCAACACCUGGAGCCCUUUGAAGAUGUGCACGCCGUCGCCAGCCUCCUGGCCGGUGUGAACGUCGCCUCGUUGGCCGAUCGUCUGACUGCCACCGGGCGAAAGUGCCUCCGCUGCUUGUGGUCCGUCUCGCCCGGCGGACUGCCCCACCUCGGACACACUCUGCCGCUUCGUGUCCUCGCCCGCCUAUCUCGCGUUCCUGGAGUUCACGUGAUCAUCCUGGUCGACGACAUCACAGCCUUCCUCGAGGGCAACUGUUCGUGGGAUCUGCGCGAGCCUCGUUGCGUCUUCGUGGAAACCAUGCUGCGUGCUGCCUUCAAGUCCUUUGAGGGCAAUGACAAAGCCCUCACGGUGUUCCGGGGCCACGAGUACAAAUGCGAGGGGACGUACAUGCUGGAUCUGUAUCGAUUGGUGAGCUACGUACCGGAACGCGACGCGGUCCUCUGCAGCGGAAUGUCCCCCGCGGCUCUCCAGGCGUCCGACGACUCCGAGGGCCCCGGCGUCGGUCUCAAUCUCUCCUCCCUCCUUCUCCCCUGCACAUCCCUCCUUGACACCUACCACCUCGGGGCCGACCUGCGUCUCGCCAGUCCGCACAAAACCCAAUGGCACCUGACAUUCGCUAGACAGUUCCUUCCACUCUUCGAUGCCCACUGCAAACUUCCUGUUUUCGCCACCCACCCGAUGCUCCCGUGUUUGUCUGCCUCGGUGGAGGGUGACGCCUCCGCGUUCAUGACGUCCUUCGUCCCGACCCUGCGCGAUCCCCGCGUCGCUCAUUCGGUCUCCGCGCAGGCCGUGAGCAAGGCGGCGGCUGACCGGUGCCUGCCCCUGGUCGAACCCCCUCCCCCUGGUGUGUCUGCCGUCUCUCUCUUACCGGGACUCAAAAAACGCCUCAAACAGAGCUUCUGUGAGCCUGGAAACGUGCUCACCAACCCCCUGCUCGAGAUCUUCAAGUUGGUUGUCCUUCCCGAGCUGAAGCCCCAAGGCAAGACGUCCUGA
This is a messenger RNA of Mesocestoides corti, 2133 nucleotides long. The record is from the annotation of a GenBank genome assembly. NCBI's taxonomy places the organism in Eukaryota, Metazoa, Platyhelminthes, Cestoda, Cyclophyllidea, Mesocestoididae.